ACCGGAAGUUACAGCCUCUAGUUUCAGUUUCUGCACAUCUAGCUGAUCUGAUCUGAUGUGAUCUGAUCUGCUGCUGUUUCACUGAAUAACUUCAGAUUAUGAGUUUUAACAGACCUGAUGUGGAUUUGAGCAACAGCCUGGAGAAUGUUCCUGUUUUAACUGAGAGGAGUUCAGCUGUUAUGACGCUUCCUGAGUUCCAGUAUUCCCCAGAUAAUAUUCAAGGACCAGGAUGCACUGUUGACCCCAGUGAAGUCACCCUUCCUGGAUGCUCCUGCCGUUCCCACUCCUGCUUCCCUGAGAACUGCUCCUGCCUGCAGACACACGGCCAGGCGUACGACAGCACCGGCACACUGCUCACCCUCAGCAGAACAAACUCUGGCUACUGCUCGCCUGUGUUCGAGUGUAAUGCCCUUUGCACCUGCAGCGACGCCUGCUCUAACCGGGUGGUGCAGAGAGGGUUGAGACUCAGGUUGGUGGUUUACGGCACAGAGAACAGGGGCUGGGGAGUACGGACACUAGAGGCGAUCCCCUGUGGGACGUUCGUGUGCGAGUACGCAGGAGAGGUGAUCAGUUUCGAGGAGGCCAGACGCAGACAGCUCGCCCAGAGAUCCGAGGAAAAUAACUACAUCAUUGCAGUGAGGGAGCAUGCAGGCACGGGCUCCAUCACUGAGACGUUUGUGGACCCUGCCACGGUGGGAAACGUAGGCCGCUUCCUCAACCACUCCUGCCAGCCCAACCUGUUCAUGCAGCCGGUCCGUGUGCACUCUGUGGUUCCCAGGCUGGCGCUGUUCGCCGGACGGGACGUUGAUGCACAGGAGGAGCUGACGUUUGACUACUCGGGAGGAUACAGUAACCAGCCUCCUGUAGAGCUGCUGUCCACACAGAGUGACGCUGCCAUAGAGGCCAGUAGGACAGAUGGACUCCAGAGGAAAGAGUGCCACUGUGGUGCCAACAACUGUGUCCAGUUCCUUCCACUGGAUUUAUCUAUUAUUAACGGAAAUGAUUGACAUUAAAUUUCAUAUCACGUUUGUUUUUUAUCUGAAUGUCAAGUUGUUUUUCUAAAUGAUGGAGAAAAGAUUUUCACCCUUUCUCACGAUUUCCUUUUAAAAAAAUUAUCUAUUUAGUGACGUCUUGGUCUGUUUUCAGUUUCCCCAACAUCUCGGUUAAUUCAACCGCUCAUUAGAACGAGACAAUGCAACUCGUUGAUUGCUCUGCAAACACAAUCAGCUGGAUGAGUCACUUCUGAGCCUGUCAUUGUUUCCUGUUUGGUCCCCGGCGGUGUCUCCUGAUCUGCCACCGUCUCCCACUCGAUUCAGAUGUCCCUGGAAUCCCCAUGGCAACCAGCGAUGUGUACAGGAGGUGAUUUGGACAGCAGCGGUUGGUUCGGAGGUUCACGGCGAAGGCUGCUCUCAAAUCCUGACUGUUGAAGAGCUGCAGUGUAAAAUGAAUGGCUCCUUUCCAGGACGGUCACCUAGCAACCAACAGUUAAUCACAUGAGGUGAACUUCCCCACCGAACCCGCUCCACACCCCCUCCAUACAAACACAAACAUGUCAAGGACGCCUUACAAUGCGGGAGCACUGUAUUUUGAGAGUGACAACAGACCGUUAGUGUGUCUUGCAUCUCAGAAAAUAAUACAUGUUUUUAGAAGACUGUCUGAAUGGUACUGGAGGUAUAAUUGGUGGCUGUGCUUUGUGGUGGCUUCAACUUGAACACUCAAUAUUGCAUCAUGAUGUUUCAUACCAAAGUGACCAGAGAGGCAUAAGAACAAAUGUUAUGAUUCUGUCCUUAAAAUGGAGCUUGUUGAGUUUUGGUCAUUUCAAAGAGAUAUAUGACCUAAAUAUGUAUUUCACUUUUAAAUAAAAAAAA
Molecule: messenger RNA, 1868 nt
Organism: Sebastes umbrosus (honeycomb rockfish)
Lineage: Eukaryota; Metazoa; Chordata; Actinopteri; Perciformes; Sebastidae
Gene: setmar
Product: SET domain and mariner transposase fusion gene
Exons: 3
Coding region: 99-1007 (302 amino acids)
Cellular component (GO): nucleus
Molecular function (GO): histone H3K9 methyltransferase activity; protein binding; zinc ion binding
Source: RefSeq, a predicted model, not a curated record